CGGGUUAUUUUAGGAGGAAGCGUCACCGGCGGUCUGUGCUGAUGGUGGGAUGGAGAGUAUUUAACCCGCCUGGGGGGGGAGUGAGCCGCCACAUCCAGCACACAGGCUUGGACUCAAGCCUCACGUUCAGGACUUUGUAGCAGGAGAGAAAGAAAAUCCAGAGGAGGUCUGAAAGAUGCCGAACUGGGGAGGAGGCGCCAAGUGUGCGGCCUGUGAGAAGACGGUGUACCACGCCGAGGAGAUCCAGUGCAACAGCAGGAGUUUCCACAAGACCUGCUUCAUCUGCAUGAGCUGCAGGAAAGGACUCGACAGCACCACGGUUGCUGCGCACGAGUCCGAGAUUUACUGCAAGUCGUGUUACGGGAAGAAGUAUGGGCCAAAGGGCUAUGGAUAUGGACAAGGAGCUGGAGCUCUGAGCUCUGAUCCUCCGGGACAGGAUGCAGAACCACAAAAUUCUAAACCCCGACAAACCUCUUCAAAUCCCAACGCCAGCAAGUUUUCGCAGAAGUUUGGCGUCUCGGACCGCUGCCCUCGCUGUUCCAAAGCCGUGUACGCAGCCGAGAAGGUGAUGGGAGCAGGAAAGGCCUGGCAUAAAACCUGUUUCCGCUGCGCUCUGUGUGGUAAGAGUCUGGAGUCGACCACGGUGACAGACAAGGAUGGAGAGCUGUACUGUAAAGUUUGCUACGCCAAGAACUUCGGCCCUAAAGGGUUCGGUCUGGGCAACGAGGCCAUGUUGGAGGAACGGGAGUAAACCGGGUGGUCCUGCUGAAGCUCGAACCCAACCACGGCUCCUCAACGCUGGAAAAUAGGCGACCAGAGAAAACCCUCGGCAGCAACAUUUAAAAAAUUAAAUAAUGUUGAAAACAAUGGGAAAAACAUAUUCAUAACAAUAAAUAAAAGCAUUUUGUUACAUGAUAAAAAAAAAAAA
Molecule: messenger RNA, 928 nt
Organism: Fundulus heteroclitus (mummichog)
Lineage: Eukaryota; Metazoa; Chordata; Actinopteri; Cyprinodontiformes; Fundulidae
Gene: csrp3
Product: cysteine and glycine-rich protein 3 (cardiac LIM protein)
Exons: 6
Coding region: 176-751 (191 amino acids)
Biological process (GO): sarcomere organization; cardiac muscle contraction; muscle tissue development
Cellular component (GO): cytoplasm; nucleus; Z disc
Molecular function (GO): actinin binding; structural constituent of muscle
Source: RefSeq, a predicted model, not a curated record